UGCGGAAGCGUCCAGGGGAAGCACGUGGGUGGAAUUGGCGCCAUGGAGAGCCAACAGAAGAAGUACGAUUCUGGGGAUCUUCCUUCGUUGCGCCGAAUCGUGUGUGAACAGGGACUGCUUUCCCGUCCCGAUGGCUCCGUUUCCUGGAUGCAGGGUGACACUUCAGUCCUGGCUGGUGUGUACGGACCUUCAGAAGUCAAGGUCAGCAAAGAGAUCUAUGACAAAGCCACCUUGGAAGUCAUGCUGAGGCCGAAAGUGGGCUUACCUGGUGUCUACGAAAGAAGCAGAGAGCAGAUGAUCAAGAAGACAUGUGAAGCAGUAGUUUUGGGUACGCUACAUCCCCGAUCUUCUAUUACGAUUGUGCUUCAGGUCAUUACAGAUGCCGGUUCACUUCUUGCGAGUUGCUUGAAUGCUGCUUGCAUUGGACUAAUGGAUGCAGGGCUGCCCAUGAGUUCCUUGUUCUGCGGAGUGACCUGCGCCUUGGACGCCGAUGGCAACCUCACCCUGGAUCCCACGGCGAAGCAAGAAAAGGAAGCUCAGGCAGUCCUGACGUUUGCUAUUGACAGCAUUGAGAAGAAAGUCCUGAUGUCCAGCACGAAGGGGACAUGUUCGGUGGAACAGCUCCAGCAAUGUGUUGCUGCUUCGCAGCGAGCUGCGGAUACCAUUUUCCAGUUCUACCGUGAUUCCGCUUGCAGGAAGUACUCCAAGUGGUGACUUUGCCCCAAAGUGGAAAGGAGUGGCAUUAAACUCUCAAGAAAAGAAGAAGUUGCCCUAGAUGGGGUUUCAUCCUUCACUCCAAAAGACAAGGAAAUACAGUUGGACUGUUGUGAAUGCAGAGACUGAAGAUAGUGCUGCGGAAAGCUGGAAAAGCUGGACAUUUAACCUACCCCUCACAUCUUUAGGGUCAAGCACUCUACGACCCCACACGACUCAUUGUCUUUCUCUGAACAUAUGCAUUUUUUCUUAUCCUAUUAUACUUUUUAUUCCAGGAAAAAGUCAUUAUUAUUAUUAUUAUUGCUGCACAGAUUCUCGCAGGAACUAUCUCAUCUCUGGCCUUGCUGAAAGUUCAGGUAUUCCUUUGUGAUCGCUUUUUGCCUGAAAUAAUGAUUUUGAAGUAAUCUAAAGAAUACUGAUUUCCUUCUCUUUUAUUCCCCUCCUCUCUUUUGAAGCACAAAAGUGUUUUUCAGCUGCUGUGAUAAAAGAAGAGAAAGGGACUCAACAGAAUGAAAGGAAAGGCAUUAGUAUUGUCGAGAAUUACUCACAAAGCUGUUGAGCUUUCAUUGUUCCCUGCGACUAGUGUCGUAGCGGGGAGGCUAGUCAGAGAAGGCCAUCUAGUAUUAGCAAGCUAAUAAAGGACUGGGUUCCACUUUUCAA
Molecule: messenger RNA, 1374 nt
Organism: Anolis sagrei ordinatus
Lineage: Eukaryota; Metazoa; Chordata; Lepidosauria; Squamata; Anolidae
Source: RefSeq, a predicted model, not a curated record